GCCGGGGCCGCUCAGACCUGCAGCGGAGCCGCGGCGCCCGCUCCGAUCGGCUCGGGGCUGCGCCCCCGGGACCCGGCGACGGGGGCGGGCGGGGGCGCUCCCCACCGGGCUGGGCCCCUUGGCACUGCCAGCUCUGGCCCCCCACUCUGCCUCGGGAGCCCAGUCCCCCUUCAAGGACUUCAGCUAGCUGUGUGCCGGGGGCAGGAUUUGGAGAGGCGGGGUUCCUGUGGAGGACGGACUUUCACAGGCUCUCAACCCUGUCUGAGGCUGCCCUCCUUGUCAUCUCAGCCUGACCUAGGCGCCCUGAGACCACACUUCCAUGAAUCCCAAUCCCUGGAUUUUAAGCCCUUUCCCUGGUAGCCCCCAUCUCCUCCAGCCCCAAGCUGCAUGCCCACCCUGGGAGCACAGGGGCCAGUUUGGGGUUCCAAGCCCUCCCAGCAUCCCCUCUCCUAUUUUCUUCCCAAGCUUCUCUACUCAGAGUUGAGUGGCAGGAGAUGUAUCAGCUUGGAGGGCUGGAGGUGUGGAUCCAUGGGGCAGCCCCAAAGCAUCUGCCCCUCUGCCCCAGCCAGCUCAUGCCUCAGCACCCGGGAGCAGUGAACAGAGCCCUGGCUGAGCCCAAACAUGUGGGGCCUGGUGAGGCUCCUGCUGGCCUGGCUGGGUGGCUGGAGCUGCAUGGGGCGCCUGGCAGCCCCAGCCCGGGCUUGGGCAGGGUCCUGGGGGGGCCCAGGACCAGCACUGCUUCGGACCCGACGGAGCUGGGUGUGGAACCAGUUCUUCGUCAUUGAGGAAUAUGCUGGACCAGAGCCUGUCCUUAUUGGCAAGCUGCACUCAGAUGUGGACAGGGGUGAGGGCCGCACCAAGUACCUGCUGACCGGAGAGGGGGCAGGCACUGUAUUUGUGAUUGACGAGGCCACAGGCAAUAUCCAUGUCACCAAAAGCCUGGACCGGGAGGAGAAGGCACAGUACGUUCUACUGGCCCAAGCUGUGGACCGAGCCUCCAACCGACCCCUGGAGCCCCCAUCGGAGUUCAUUAUCAAGGUGCAAGACAUCAAUGACAAUCCACCCAUCUUUCCCCUUGGGCCCUACCACGCCACAGUGCCCGAGAUGUCCAAUGUCGGGACAUCAGUGAUCCAGGUGACUGCUCACGAUGCCGAUGACCCCAGCUACGGGAACAGCGCCAAGCUGGUGUACACUGUGCUGGAUGGACUGCCUUUCUUCUCUGUGGACCCCCAGACUGGAGUGGUGCGGACCGCCAUCCCCAACAUGGACCGCGAGACACAGGAGGAGUUCUUGGUGGUGAUUCAGGCCAAGGACAUGGGCGGCCACAUGGGGGGGCUGUCGGGCAGCACUACGGUGACGGUCACCCUCAGCGAUGUCAACGACAACCCCCCCAAGUUCCCUCAGAGCCUGUACCAGUUCUCUGUGAUGGAGACCGCUGGGCCGGGCACCCUGGUGGGCCGGCUGCGGGCCCAGGACCCAGACCUGGGGGACAACGCCCUCAUGGCAUACAGCAUCCUGGAUGGGGAGGGGUCCGAGGCCUUCAGCAUCAGCACAGACCCCCAGGGUCGAGAUGGGCUCCUCACUGUCCGCAAGCCCCUAGACUUCGAGACCCGUCGCUCCUACUCCUUCCGUGUGGAGGCGACCAACACGCUCAUCGACCCAGCCUACCUGCGGCGAGGGCCCUUCAAGGACAUGGCCUCAGUGCGCGUGGCUGUGCAGGACGCCCCAGAACCACCCGCUUUCACCCAGGCUGCCUACCGCCUGGCAGUCCCCGAGAACAAGUCUCCCGGGACCCUGGUGGGCCAGGUGUCAGCCGCUGACCUGGACUCCCGGGCCAGCCCAAUCAGAUACUCCAUCCUCCCCCACUCGGACCCGGAGCACUGCUUUUCCAUCGAGCCUGAAGACGGUACCAUCCGCACGGCAGUGUCCCUGGACCGCGAGGCUCGUGUCUGGCACAACCUCACAGUGCUGGCCACAGAAGUCGACAGCUCCGCACAGGCCUCCCGGGUGCAAGUGGCCGUCCAGACCCUGGAUGAGAAUGACAAUGCUCCCCAGCUGGCUGAGCCCUACGACACCUUCGUGUGUGAAUCUGCAGCCCCCGGCCAGCUGAUUCAGGUCAUCAGGGCCCUGGACAGAGAUGAAGUCGGCAACAAUAGCCGUAUCUCCCUUCAAGGUCCUCUGGACCCCGAUGCCAACUUCACUGUACGGGACAACCGAGAUGGCUCUGCCAGCCUGCUGCUGCCCUCUCGCCCCGCUCCGCCCCGCCAGGCCCCCUACCUGGUCCCCAUCGAACUGUGGGACUGGGGGCAGCCGGCACUGAGCAGUACUGCCACAGUGACUGUCAGCGUGUGCCGCUGCCGGCCUGAUGGCUCCGUGGCAUCCUGCCGGCCCGAGGCUCAGCUCUCACCUGCUGGGCUCAGCACCGGGGCCCUGCUCGCCAUCAUCACCUGUGUGGGCACCCUGCUUGCCCUGGUGGUGCUCUUCGUGGCCCUGCGACGCCAGAAGCAGGAAGCCCUGAUGGUGCUGGAGGAGGAGGACGUGCGUGAGAACAUCAUCACCUACGACGACGAGGGCGGCGGCGAGGAGGACACGGAGGCCUUCGACAUCAGCGCCCUGCAAAAUCCCGACGGGGCCGCCCCGCCGGCUCCCGGCCAGCCCGCGCGCCGAGAUGUGCUGCCCUGGGCCAGGGCGCCGCGCCAGCCCCGGCCCCCCGGCCCCGCCGACGUGGCGCAGCUGCUGGCGCUGCGGCUGCGCGGGGCGGACGACGACCCCAGCGUCCCACCCUACGACUCGGUGCAGGUGUACGGCUACGAGGGCCGGGGCUCGUCCUGCGGCUCCCUCAGCUCCCUGGGCUCCGGCAGCGAGAUCGGCGGCGCCCCGGGCCCCGCUGAGCCACUGGACGACUGGGGGCCGCUCUUCCGCACCCUGGCCGAGCUCUACGGGGCCAAGGAGCCCCCGGCCCCCUGAGUGUCGGCCUGGCCCUGCCCGCCGCGGCGGGGCGACGCACAGGCCCUCUGAGUGAGCCCCCGGGGUCCAGGCAGGCGGCAGCAGCCCAGGGGUCCCCAGGCCUCCCCGAUCCCCGUGUCCCUCCUCCCCACUUCCCCAGGGCAACCUCCUCCUUACCUCCCUCGUCCUGAGCCGUCUGUUUGUCUCUCUCCAGGGAUCUCUGUCUCUGUCUCUGACACUCUCCCUGUCUGGGUCUGCACUGUGCGGCUCAGACUCUGAAUCUCUACGUUCUCUCACUGUGAUUCCACUUUCUUGUGGCUCUGUUUUGGUCUCCCCCAUUCUAAAUCUGUCACUCACGGCUCUCUGUCUCCCGUGCCCGCACACAUGCUCUCUGUCUGUCUCCUGCCCACAUCUGCCCGCAUUCUCUGUGGGUCCCUGUGACUGGCUUUUUGGUUUCUUCCGUUGUCCAUCCCAGAAACAAAGAGAAACUUCCAACCACUGCUGCCCACCCUCCUGCAGGGGAUGUUCUGCCCCAGACCUGCCCGCAUGGUUCCAUCCAUCGCUCAUGGCCUCAUCCUGGCUCCACUGGCCUCCAGCAGAGAGAGGGAGCCGGCCCACCUCCCAGGGCAAGAGCUCCAGCCCCCAACGUGGCCGCCUCCCUGGAGCUCCGCCCAGCUGUCAGCCGGCCCUGGGCAUCCUAGCCCUGGGCAUUGUCUUGUGUGCUUCCCAGGCCCCAGGGGGAGGGAUGGGAAGGAAAGAGGGAGGCAGCUGGGGAAGGGGAAGAGGGAGGAAGGGGAGG
This is a messenger RNA of Balaenoptera acutorostrata (minke whale), 3745 nucleotides long. It is a transcript of the gene CDH24, whose product is annotated as cadherin 24. The record is from RefSeq and is a predicted model, not a curated record. The transcript is spliced from 14 exons. Gene Ontology annotation, cellular component: adherens junction; plasma membrane; catenin complex. Gene Ontology annotation, molecular function: cadherin binding; calcium ion binding. NCBI's taxonomy places the organism in Eukaryota, Metazoa, Chordata, Mammalia, Artiodactyla, Balaenopteridae. Bases 622 to 2967 code for a protein of 781 amino acids. Gene Ontology annotation, biological process: cell-cell junction assembly; multicellular organism development; adherens junction organization.